Molecule: messenger RNA, 5123 nt
Organism: Peromyscus californicus insignis
Lineage: Eukaryota; Metazoa; Chordata; Mammalia; Rodentia; Cricetidae
Gene: Stac3
Product: SH3 and cysteine rich domain 3
Exons: 11
Coding region: 3709-4794 (361 amino acids)
Biological process (GO): positive regulation of voltage-gated calcium channel activity; positive regulation of protein localization to plasma membrane; skeletal muscle contraction
Cellular component (GO): extrinsic component of cytoplasmic side of plasma membrane
Molecular function (GO): protein binding
Source: RefSeq, a predicted model, not a curated record
GCACAUAGAUUUUCCUAACCUCUUCCUUCUGGCCCCUCCUCUUCCCUGUACACAAUUCUUACAGAUGGCUGGGUCUGUGGUUCUCAAAUUGCGCACUGCUCUUCAUCAAGCACACUGCUCCUCAGCUGUGGGCCUUUGUAUCCAUAUCAGAGGUUCCUUCUUGCCCAUUAUUAUAUCCUUGCUACUGAGCUGGGUGAGAUGGUCCAGAACUGGGUCGAGAUGCUGGCCUCAUUUCUGUCCAUCUAGUCUUCUGAAACACCCUUCAGGGAUGCAGAAGCUGCACCUUAGUCCUGAGAGCAGAGGAUUGGGUUCUUGGCAGGAGCAUGUGGAUGUUACUUCCAGCAAAACCAGCUGAACUUGCAGUACCCAGCCCUGUCAGUGUAGACGCUUACCUGCCCCCCUGCAGCUGACAGACUGAAGACCAGAGUCACCACGUGCAAGGUGGAGUUGACCGGAGAGUCUUCAGGCCAUCUCAGUGCCACAGGCCCGACAGCAGGAACCUAAGAGUUCUCUGAGUCCUCCAGCACUCCUUUUUCUGUGUGUGUGUGUCUGUGUGUGCGUGCGUGUGUGUGUGUGUGUGUGUGUGUGUGUGUGUGUGUCUGUGCGUGCAUGCGUGCGUGUGUGUGUCUGUGUUGUGUAGAAGCAGGACUCUGGGUUUCAGCAUGGUGGCACAUACCUUCUUUUAAUCACAGUGCUCAGAAACCAAACAGGCAAAACUCUUAUGUUCAAGACCAUCCUGAACAUAGCAAGUUCCAGAACAACCAGAGCUACAUAGAGACUUUCUGAAAACACAAAAAACAAAAUCCACACUCAAUUACAACCUUGCCUCGGCUGUCCUCCAGUAUCUUGCAGCCAUGUGAUACCCUUAGAAUAGAGAAAGCUGUAUCUCUGAGAAUGUGGCCACCCCCUUGGCCUUUCAGUUCCUACGCUGGACUAUCAGAGUUGAGAGAUGGAAUUGCAAUUAAAAUGUUUAAAACUGCCAAGUGGUGGUGGCACAUCCCUUUAAUCCCAGCAUUCAGAAGGCAGAGGCAGGUUGAUCUCUGAGUUUGAGGCCAGCCUGGUCAACAGAGGGAGUUUCAGGACAGCCAGGGCUACACAGAGAAACCCUGACUGAAAAAGAAAGAAAGAGAGAGAAAGGAAAGAGAAAGAAAGAAAGAAAGAAAGAAAGAAAGAAAGAAAGAAAGAAAGAAAGGUUAAAAGUAUGAGGCAUGACUGUUUUUAACUUAUAAAGUAUACAGUUCUCAUGGGGGAAGGGAACAUUUACAGAUGAUAAAAACUCGCUGUACGGCCCCACCAUGGCUCAGUGGGGACAUACUGCCAAGCCUAGCAACCUGGGGUUGAUGCCAGGACAAGGAGAGAACUGACCCUGGUUCAGCGUCCUUCAGUCACCACUCACGUUAGGGGACAUGCACCAAUAAAUGCACAACAUGUAGUUUAAAAGGUAAAUGAGCCUCAUUGUAGAAGGCCGCUGUGGGCUGGUGAGGUUGGUUCAUAGCAGUAGAGGUGCUUGUGUGCAAGGCCAGUAGACUUCAGUCCCUGGACCUCACCACGGGGCAGGAAAGAACCGACUGCAAGCAUUGUCCUCAGACCACACACACCUGCACUCACACACUCAGAAGAAGGACCAUAGGCAGCUGGAACAUUUCCAGGGUCGACUAAAUUUUCAUCUGCUCCUUAGACCUCUGGUGCCAACUGGCUUUUGUUUUUUUUAAGAUUUGUUUUUUUAUGUAUGUAAGUGUUUUUGCCUGCAUGUAUGUAUGUGUACUGUGUCUGUGCCUGAUGCCUACAGAGGCCAGAAGAAGGUAUGGAGCCUCUGGAGUUACAGACAGCCCAUGUGUGGGUGCUGGGCACCGACCCAGGUCCUCAGUGAAAAGCUGUGCCAUCCCUCCAGCCCCAUAGCUUCUGGGUUUGAUCACCUCCCCGUCUUUUUCAGUAACUCGGAUAUUCUCUUUUCCUUAAGGAUCGAGUUUUAGAGGACAAAGGAGAAAGCCACCCUUGUGCACUUGGGAAAGGAGUAAAGUAGCAAGCACUACACACACUGCUCAGCUGGAGAUAAGAAUGCAGUCUUGCGUGGCUGACUGAAUUCUGAGUCACACCCUCAGCUCCCAGCCCUUGCCUGGCCUAAACUUUUGGGGUUAGCCAGGCAUGGAGGUGCACACCUUUAAUCAUAGAUUUCCGAGUUCGAGGCCAGCCUGGUCUACAAGAGCAAGUUCUGGGACAGCCAGGGCUACACAGAGAAACCCUGUCUCAAAAAAACAAGCCCUCCUCCCCCCAAAAAGGAAACAAAAUCCGAGAAAGUGACGAAGUGAGCCCAGGGAGGGUAGAGCUGGAAAGGUGGUUAGCAUUAAGGGGAGAGUAUGGGGAAGUCAUUCUGACUUCACCGUCAGACAUCUAGAAUCUCAUGAGUGAGUAUGAGAACAGAAGCCCUUUCCUGUAGGGUUUUAGCUUGCUGGUCGGAAACAUGGUCAGCAUGGCAAAGGCCCUGGGUUCAAUCCCUGGUACUUGGAGUGGGGUAGGGUACUGCAGUGUUAGGUAGGAAAUGCCCCUUCCUGAGGAGCUGACCUGCUCAGCGGAAACUCAGAAGAGCAGCUCUGGGGGAUGGGAGGAGUCGGGGUCCAGCCCUGCCCCAGACCUCCUGGUUCCAAUUUCUGCCCGUCAGCUGUCCUCUCAGCUGUCCCUGGUCCUCCAGCCCUGUCAUUACAGCCCUGCCACCACAGAGAGGCUACGAGGCCUCCCAGUACUGUCCGAGUAGCUGUGUGAGUCCAGAAGGUACCGGGGCUUAGCCCUGGAGGAAGAGGACUAGCCCUCCCCCAGCACCACCAUCAAGGUCUCAGGGACUCCCUCUUUCCACACUGACCUGACUUAGGGAGUCUCAGAAGUAAGUCGUCUCUUCCUCAUCGUUUCAUUUCCUGAGUCUGUUCGGCCUCUUCCUUUCUCUCCUUAUCUGUGAGUAGUUUGAACUGUCGAAGUGAAAUUGUUCUACUUCAGGAUGAGUCGAGACUGGAGGGGGGGUGACGGGUGGGGGGUUCUAGAGACUGGAGUAGUAAGGGGAGGAAAGGCUCAUAUUACUCUGAAAACCAAAAUAGCAGAGGCCUGAGGCAGGCCAGGACAGAACUAGGCACAAGGUCCCCAGGGCUCAGGAGCGAGGCAGGGGAGGGCAGAUCUCGGGACACACCUUCAUACAUGUAGACAAGAACACCUGAAGCCAUGAGAAGGUGUGUAUUGCAUCAGUCAUGAGUAUGUGUAGGACUGUGAUUCUCAACUUGUGAGUGGUCGCAUGUCAGAUCUCCUGCGUAUCAGAUAUUCACACUACGAUUCAUAACAGCAAAUGUACAGUUAUGAGGUAGCUGUGAAAUAAUUUUAUGGUUGGGGGUCACCACAACAUGAGGAACUGUUAAAGGCUCACAGCAUUGGGAAGGUUGAGAGCCACUGCCAUAGGAGAACCCAGAAGCCAGCAGCCUUGAGUACCAUUGGAUUUGUAGACUCUGGGGCUGCUCCUUGACAUGGAAAGACAAGUAUCAGUUUAAGGAACUGGUUGAGAAGUCUUCUGUCUGUUGGACAUUCUUUUCUGGACCUCUAUAGAAUUUGUUCACAGACUCUACCAAAGGCUCUUGAACCAAGUAUCUCCCGAAGCCUCCCCAUGGAGGGCCCCCCACUGCGUGCAGGCAGUCAGGGGUUAGCUCUCAGUGGGCUCCAACCUCUUGCAGGAUGACAGAGAAGGAGGCACCGGAAUCCCCUAAGCCCCCUUUCCCAUCAGAGACUCCACAAAGUGGGCUCCAACGCCUGAAGCAGUUAUUCAAGAAGGGUUCUCCAGAGACAACGGAGAUGGAACCUCCCCCAGAGCCCCAGGCCAAUGGAGAGGCAGUAGGGGCCGGGGGUGGGCCCAUCUACUAUAUCUAUGAGGAAGAAGAAGAGGAGGAGGAGGAGGAGGAACCACCCCCAGAACCUCCUAAGCUUGUCAAUGAUAAGCCCCACAAAUUCAAAGAUCACUUCUUCAAGAAGCCCAAGUUCUGUGAUGUCUGUGCCCGGAUGAUUGUGCUCAAUAACAAAUUUGGGCUCCGCUGUAAGAACUGCAAAACCAACAUCCAUGAACAUUGCCAGUCCUACGUGGAGAUGCAGAGAUGCUUCGGCAAGAUCCCUCCUGGUUUCCGUCGUGCCUACAGCUCCCCGCUGUACAGCGACCAGCAGUAUGCUUCUGUCUCCACUGCCAAUCGCAACGACCCUGUGUUUGAGACCCUGCGCGUCGGGGUGAUCAUGGCAAACAAGGAACGGAAGAAGGGCCAGGCAGAUAAGAAAAAUCCUCUGGCAGCCAUGAUGGAGGAGGAACCAGAGUCAGCCAGGCCAGAGGAAGGCAAGUCCCCGGAUGGGAACAAUGCAGAAGGAGACAAGAAGGCGGAGAAGAGAACACCUGAUGACAGACACAGGCAGCCUGGCUUCCAGCAGUCUCAUUACUUUGUGGCUCUCUAUCGGUUCAAAGCCUUGGAGAAGGAUGAUCUGGAUUUCCCGCCAGGGGAGAAGAUCACCGUCAUCGAUGACUCCAAUGAGGAGUGGUGGCGGGGGAAAAUCGGGGAGAAGGUCGGAUUCUUCCCUCCAAACUUCAUCAUUCGGGUCCGGGCUGGAGAACGUGUGCACCGCGUCACCAGAUCCUUUGUGGGCAACCGUGAGAUUGGGCAGAUCACUCUGAAGAAAGACCAGAUCGUUGUGCAGAAAGGAGACGAAGCUGGCGGCUACGUCAAGGUCUACACCGGCCGCAAGGUGGGGCUGUUCCCCACCGACUUCCUGGAGGAGAUUUAGGCGUUCUGGCGCCCGCCGGCCGGAGACGCCUAGGCCUGGUUCUGGGCGGGGCCCAGUGCGGGCUCGGGAGGGGAGGGGCUGCUGGACUGCUGGAGGAGGAGGAGGGUUGGAGAGGCCUGCGGGAGCACGGUGGUGCUUCUGGGGAGGGACUGUCUCGCACCUCUCUCCGCCUGCCUAGGGCUUGGGAUACCCGGUGCGCAGAGCAGGCGGCACCCGUCAGACCCACCCUUGAGGUCCAUCCAAGAGCUGGGGGGCGGGGGUGCACACCCGUAAAGAGGCGCCCAGGGGCCGAAUUGUCAGAGGUUGCGAAUUUAUUAAAGUUUUGACAA